AUGGCGGUGCCCCCUAACCGCAGAUGCGGCCCUGCUUGGGAACGGAAGGACGACGCUCCUGCCGUCAAGUCCACAUUUUCCUCGGUUUUUUACCAGUGUCUAUACUUUGGCCCAUCGGCGGACUACAGAUACGAGGGCAAAAUAAUGUUGACGGAGGUGCUUGCGGACGGCGAUUACUCAACCCUCUUCUACAGGUCAAGGAACGGCAUCGUCUCAGAAGUCGAGUUCACUAGACCGGAAGAUUGCUUUUAUACCGGGGAAGUGGAGACUGCCCCCAACACAUCCUACGCUGCAGUAGAUACUUGCUCGGGUCUCAGGGGUGCAAUUUUCUAUCAGAAUGUUACGUACGUUAUAUUUCCGUUGCCGUGUCCCUCGUGUGAACCUCAGACCGCACCGCACCUCAUUCUACCAUGGCAGGCAACUCCUGUUGCUCGGAAUGCAUCGAUGCGCACAUUCUGGAAGCCAGUUGACCUGAUGGCAAUGCUACAAACCAGUCUGGAGCGAGGCGUAUCCGCCGCAACUGACACACUUCACACUCUCUGGCUGGAAUUUAUAGUCGAUGAGAAUCUUCAUUUCAGGGACCUGCCCAUUCGAAUUCAUCUGCUGCGAACGCAGGUUUGGAACCUUGGUAAUCGGAUGCCAGUAGAGAGGAGCAUUAAAGCUACCUUGAAUGGCAUUCAACGCUAUCGGUCUGAACAGGGCUCUGUCAGCAGCAGAGUCGAGGGGGCUCUGCGCCGACACAAGCGGAACCCCCAAGACCUCGAUGACAGCGGCCCUCCACAGCCGUCACCAGGUGCCUUUAAACACGUGGAAUACCGCAAGUCGGAUAUCACCUUGUUCCUUACGUCCUCGACGGAAAUUGAGUUCGUCGAAGGUGUCGAUUACAUCGCCGUUCCUGGAUCGAUUUGCACCCCUCGAGGAACCGCGGUAGUCAGAGUAAACUUGACCGAUUUUGAGUUCCAUGUAGCCCGUCUGGUCUCCAAGUCAAUUGCCGAAAUUCUUGGCAUAUUGUCAUUCCCCUGUCCCGAGAUGUACAGUUGCGACGACCGCGAGGUAUUUUCCCGGGGAGACCUCUCGCGCCUCAGACUCGCCCUUCUCAGCGGGAUAUCUGCCUGUCUGAGGUCCGCCUCCGUGGAGGCAAGUUUCCACGCCUUGUAA
Messenger RNA from Mesocestoides corti, 1158 nucleotides. Lineage: Eukaryota; Metazoa; Platyhelminthes; Cestoda; Cyclophyllidea; Mesocestoididae. The record is from the annotation of a GenBank genome assembly.